Molecule: messenger RNA, 666 nt
Organism: Acanthosepion pharaonis
Lineage: Eukaryota; Metazoa; Mollusca; Cephalopoda; Sepiida; Sepiidae
Source: the annotation of a GenBank genome assembly
AUGCCAAAAUUUUUAUUGCUGGUUAUAUUUUCUCUCUCUCUCUCUCUCUCUCUCAUCUCUCUCUAUCUAUCUAUCUAUCUCAGUCUCUUCAUAUCUAUCUAUCUAUCUCAGUAUAUAUUGAUUUUUAUUCCUGAUUAUAUUUUCUAUCUAUCUAUCUAUCUAUCUAUCUAUCUAUCUAUCUAUCUAUCCCAGUCUCGUCAUAUCUAUCUAUCUAUCUAUCUAUCUAUCUCAAUAAAUACUUGUUUGGUUUUACGGCAUAUCAACCUCAAUGGGUUAUUUAAUGCCAACAACAUUUUUAUUGCUGGUUAUAUUUUUUACCUAUCUAUCUAUCUAUCUAUCUAUCUAUCUAUCUCACUUUCUGUCUUUUUGCCUGUCUAUCUAUCUGUUUAUCUAUAUACCUAUCAAUCUCAAUCUGUUCAUUAUCUAUCUAUCUAUCUAUCUAUCUAUCUAUCUAUCUUAGCCUGUUUAUAUCUAUCUAUCUAUUACGUUAGAUAUCCAACGAUGAGGCUGAGUGCAGUCUUUAGUAGAUUCACCACUUUCCGGUGUGCCAUACUGAAACGAUAUUACAUUGACUGCAGUAAGCACUACUGCUGGUCUCUGUCUUUGUCGUUCUGUUCCGGGCACGUCGUCAACAAGACGGGUAAUUCGGUGAUAGCAUCAUCGUGA